UGAACCAAUCAAAGCGGAGCAAUUAUCGCAUUAAGUGUUAUUAUUAAGCAUCCGUUAUGCUUCGUUUGCCUGACCUUAAAUUAAUGCGUUGAAAGCUACAAUAGCAUUGUGCACGAUUCCUAAGCACACCGAUUUAUAACCUCGUUUCAGUUGUGCUUAUUUACACUUGCAGUCCUUGUAUAUCAUGCGAUUUUCAGUUUACCAAAGCCCCGGUUUCCUUUUAUUCCUCGGAGCUUCGUUCGCCGUUUUGCUGAUUCGCACUGGCGCUUCAGCAGCUUCGGCUACCGAAGACGAGCUUGUUGUUCACCUUAAGACAGGAUCUGUUCGUGGUCGAUCACAAAAGAGCAUAUUCGGUUUAAACUUGGAGUAUUUCCUUGGGAUUCCGUAUGCUGCUGCACCGGUUGGUGACCUUCGCUUUUCUCCUCCCCAUCCAGUCCAGCCUUGGGAAGUUGUCAGAGAUGGAACAAGCUAUGGAGCCAGGUGUCCUCAGAAUGAAGAUUCAUUCCCAAGAAAUAUUACCGUUGGUACAAUGGAUGAAGAUUGCCUGUUUCUUAAUGUUUUCCGUGCAACGAAGUUCAAGCAUUUGAAAUUACCAGUCAUGGUAUGGUUUCAUGGCGGUGGUUUGUACCACGGCUCUGGCAAUGAAUAUCUGGGCCUUGUCUGUGGUUAUGGAGCCAUUGUUGUCACGGUUAACUACCGCCUUGGGUUGCUUGGAUACCUUAACGUUCCCGGCUCAGACAUUAAAGGAAAUUAUGGGAUGCUUGAUCAGGUGGCUGCAUUGAAAUGGGUUCAAGAAAACAUCGCGAGUUUUAGCGGGAUUCCCAGCAUGGUAACCGUAUUUGGUCAAGGCGCGGGCGCUUCAAGUAUUGCCUAUCAUAUGCUUUCUCCGCUGUCUACUGGUUUAUUUCACAAAGCCAUUUUGCAAAGUGGAGCUGCAACCACGCCUUACACGUUCUAUUCGUCAAAAGAUCCGGAUUAUGGAAGAGACAUCACCAAACGUCUGGGCUGUGAUGACAAUGCAAUGUUGCUUGGUUGUUUAAGACAGAAAAACAUUGAGGAUUUUCUGAAAGCUUCUGAACUACCUCGCAGUGUGCUGGACCUCGGUCAUAAGUACCCCGUGGUUACGGUUGAUGGGGGAUUCUUAACUGACGAACCAACUAAACUGCUUGAGCAGGGGUUUGUCAACAAAGUGCCAGUCUUGCUUGGAGUAAACAAAAACGAUGGCGGCAUCGUUCCUCUUUCUGAAAUAGCCAGAACUCUUGGCCAGGAAGUUUCUUCCGAGCUUUUCAGUAGUUUGGUAAAGAAUGCGAGGUUUUCAGCCAGGGAAGAAUCUGAUCUCAUGAAAGAGGCCAUUUUGUACCAGUACACCAACCACUCGGUGCCAGAUUCCACUCGCAGCAUCGAAAAGCAGUGGCUUGAUCUUGUGACAGACUCAUGGUUCAAUGCCCCCGCAGUUCAUAUGGCCAAAGCCCUCGUGAGAGGUGGUAGUCCUGUGCGUCUGUACCAGUUUAGCCAUCGAACGGAGUUGACUCUGUACCCAGAAAUCCUUGGGGUCACCCAUGGCGAGGAAAUCCCUUACGUAUUUGCAUUGGCGUGGGCCAAUCACGAAGGGACCUUAAAGAUCGCGUCAUCAUAUAAUGCUGUCGAACGAGGCCUUUCAUUGGCAGUGGUAUUACUUUGGACCAAUUUUGUGAAAUAUGGGUGAGUAUCAACGACCCUCGUUCAGUUUGAAUUUAGCAGCGCUAAUCCUUGUGUAUCGCCACUUAAGGUGAGCUGUAACGUUUACGCUUUCAUUGAAUAUUUAGCGUCAUCAAGUCUUAGACCGUUAUUCGUACUGAACAAAAUUCGAAGAUAAAAUCUAAACUGAUUUUUAUCAGGCGUCGUCCAAGGCUUUGACUUCGUCGUUGCUUGAGCUUUGUAAUAUUU
Molecule: messenger RNA, 1926 nt
Organism: Orbicella faveolata
Lineage: Eukaryota; Metazoa; Cnidaria; Anthozoa; Scleractinia; Merulinidae
Product: cholinesterase-like
Source: RefSeq, a predicted model, not a curated record